GCCCCAUUUUUCCGCUUUCCAUCACCCCGCCCCAUUCUCCCGCUUUCCAUCACCCUGCCCCAAUCUCCGGCUUUCCAUCACCCCGCCCCAUUCUCCCUCCUUCCAUCACCCCGCCCCAUUCUCCCGCUUUCCAUCACCCCGCCCCAUUCUCCCGCUUUCCAUCACCCAGCCCCAUUCUCCCGCUUUCCAUCACCCCGCCCCAUUCUCCCGCUUUCCAUCACCCCGCCCCAUUCUCCCGCUUUCCAUCACCCCGCCCCAUUCUCCCUCCUUCCAUCACCCCGCCCCAUUCUCCUGCUUUCCAUCACCCCGCCCCAUUCUCCCUCCUUCCAUCACCCCGUCCCAUUCUCCCUCCUUCCAUCACCCCGCCCCAUUCUCCCGCUUUCCAUCACCCCGCCCCAUUCUCCCGCUUCCCAUAACCCCGCCCCAUUCUCCCUCAUUCCAUCACCCCGCUCCAUUCUCCCGCUUUCCAUCACCCCGCCCCAUUCUCCCGCUUCCCAUAACCCCACCCCAUUCUCCUGCUUUCCAUCACCCCGCCACAUUUUCCCACUUUCCAUCACCCCGCCCCCUUCUUCCUUCUUCCAUCACCCCGGCCCAUUCUCCCUCCUUCCUUCACCCCGCCCCAUUCUCCCGCUUUCCAUCACCCUGCCCCAUUCUCCCGCUUUCCAUCACACCGCUCCAUUCUCCCGCUUUUCAUCACCCCGCCCCAUUCUCCCGCUUUCCAACACCCCGGCCCAUUCUCUCGCUUUCCAUCACCCCGCCCUUUUCUUCCUCUUUCCACCACCCCGCCCCGUUCUCCCUCCUUCCUUCACCCCGCCUUAUUCUCCCGCUUUCCAUCACCCUGCCCCAUUCUCCCGCUUUCCAUCACCCCGCACCAUUCUCCCGCUUUCCAUCACCCCGCCCCAUUCUCCCGCUUUCCAUCACCCCGCCCCAUUCUCCCGCUUUCCAUCACCCCGCGCCAUUCUUCCGCUUUCCAUCACCCCGCCCCCUUCUCCCUCCUUCCAUCACCCCGCCCCAUUCUCCCUCCUUCCAUCACCCCGCCCCAUUCUCCUGCUUUCCAUCAGCCCGCCCCAUUCUCCCGCUUUCCAUCACCCCGGCCCUUUCUCCCGCUGUCCAUCUCCCUGCCCCAUUCUCCCGCUUUCCAUCACCCCGCCCCAUUCUCCCGCUUUCCAUCACCCCGCCCCAUUCUCCCGCUUCCCAUCAUCCCGCCCCAUUCCCCCGCUUUCCAUCACCCCUCCCCAUUCUCCCUCCUUCCAUCACCCCGCCCCAUUCUCCCUCUUUCCAUUACACGCCCCAUUCUCCCGCUUUCCAUCACCUCGCCCCAUCUCCCGCUUUCCAUCACCCCGCCCCAUUCUCCUGCUUUCCAUCACCCCGCCCCAUUCUCCCACUUUCCAUCACCCGCCCCAUUCUCCCGCUUUCCAUCACCCCGCCCCAUUCUCCCACUUUCCAUCACCCCGCCCCAUUUUCCCGCUUUCUAUCACCCUGCCCCAUUCUCACGCUUUCCAUCACCCUGCCCCAAUCUCCCGCAUUCCAUCACCCCGCCCCAUUCUCCCUCCUUCCAUCACCCCGCCCCAUUCUCCCGCUUUCCAUCACCCCGCCCCAUUCUCCCUCCUUCCAUCACCCGCCCCACCGCCCCAUUCUCCCGCUUUCCAUCACCCCGCCCCUCUCUCCCGCUUUCCAUCUCCCCGCCCCAUUCUCCCGCUUUCCAUCACACGGCCCCAUUCUCCCGCUUUCCAUCACCCCGCCCCAUUCUUCCGCUUCCCAUCAUCCCGCCCCAUUCCCCCGCUUUCCAUCACCCCUCCCCAUUCUCCCUCCUUCCAUCACCCCGCCCCAUUCUCCCACUUUCCAUCACCCGCCCCAUUCUCCCGCUUUCCAUCACCUCGCCCCACUCUCCCGCUUUCCAUCACCCCGCCCCAUUCUUCUGCUUUCCAUCACCCCGCCCCAUUCUCCCGCUUUCCAUCACCCUGCCCCAUUCUCCCGCUUUCCAUCACCCCGCCCCAUUCUCCCGCUUUCCAUCACCCGCCCCAUUCUCCCGCUUUCCAUCACCCCGCCCCAUUCUCCCACUUUCCAUCACCCCGCCCCAUUCUCCCGCUUUUCAUCACCCCGCCCCAUUCUCCCGCUUUCCAACACCCCAGCCCAUUCUCUCGCUUGCCAUCACCCCGCCCCCUUCUUCCUCCUUCCAUCACCCCGCCCCAUUCUCCCUCCUUCCUUCACCCCGCCCCAUUCUCCCGCUUUCCAUCACCCUGCCCCAUUCUCCCGCUUUCCAUCACCCCGCCCCAUUCUCCCGCUUUACCAUCACCCCGCCCCAUUCUCCCUCCUUCCAUCACCCCGCCCCAUUCUCCCGCUUUCCAUCACCCCGCCCCAUUCUCCCGCUUUCCAUCACCCCGCCCCCUUCUCCCUCCUUCCAUCACCCCGCCCCAUUCUCCCUCCUUCCAUCACCCCGCCCCAUUCUCCCGCUUUCCAUCACCCCGCCCCAUUCUCCCGCUUUCCAUCACCCCGCCCCUUUCUCCCGCUUUCCAUCUCCGUGCCCCAUUCUCCCGCUUUCCAUCACCCCGCCCCAUUCUCCCGCUUUCCAUCACCCCGCCCCAUUCUCCCGCUUCCCAUCAUCCCGCCCCAUUCUCCUGCUUUCUAUCACCCCGCCCCAUUCUCCCUCCUUCCAUCACCCCGCCCCAUUCUCCCGCUUUCCAUCACCCCGCCCCAUUCUCCCGCUUUCCACCACCCCGCCCCCUUCUCCCUCCUUCCAUCACCCCGCCCCAUUCUCCCUCCUUCCAUCACCCCGCCCCAUUCUCCCGCUUUCCAUCAGCCCGCCCCAUUCUCCCGCUUUCCAUCACCCCGCCCCAUUCUCCCGCUUUCCAUCACCCCGCCCCAUUCUCCCGCUUCCCAUCAUCCCGCCCCAUUCCCCUGCUUUCCAUCACCCCUCCCCAUUCUCCCCUCUUCCAUCACCCCGCCCCAUUCUCCCGCUUUCCAUCACCCCGCCCCAUUCUCUCACUUUCCAUCACCCCGCCCCAUUCUCCCGCUUUCCAUCACCCCGACCCAUUCUCCCGCUUUCCAUCACCCCGCCCCAUUCUCCCUCCUUCCAUCACCCCGCCCCAUUCUCCCGCUUUCCAUCACCUCGCCCCAUUCUCCCUCCUUCCAUCACCCCGCCCCAUUCUCCCUCAUUCCAUCACCCCGCUCCAUUCUCCCGCUUUCCAUCACCCUGCGCCAUUCUCCCGCUUCCCAUAACCCCACCCCAUUCUCCCGCUUUCCAUCACCCCGCCACAUUUUCCCACUUUCCAUCACCCCGCCCCCUUCUCUCUCCUUCCAUCACCCCGCCCCAUUCUCCCUCCUUCCAUCACCCCGCCCCAUUCUCCCGCUUUCCAUCAGCCCGCCCCAUUCUCCAGCUUUCCAUCACCCCGCCCCUUUCUCCCGCUUUCCAUCUCCCCGCCCCAUUCUUCCGCUUUCCAUCAGACUGCCCCAUUCUCCCGCUUUCCAUCACCCCGCCCCAUUCUUCCGCUUCCCAUCAUCCCGCCCCAUUCCCCCGCUUUCCAUCACCCCUCCCCAUUCUCCCUCCUUCCAUCACCCCGCCCCUUUCUCCCGCUUUCCAUCUCCCGCCCCAUUCUCCCGCUUUCCAUCACCCGCCCCAUUCUCCCGCUUUCCAUCACCUCGCCCCAUUCUCCCGCUUUCCAUCACCCCGCCCCAUUCUUCUGCUUUCCAUCACCCCGCCCCAUUCUCCCGCUUUCCAUCACCCUGCCCCAUUCACCCGCUUUCCAUCACCCGCCCCAUUCUCCCGCUUUCCAUCACACCGCCCCAUUCUCCCGCUUUCCAUCACCCCGCCCCAUUCUCCCGCUUUUCAUCACCCCGCCCCAUUCUCCCGCUUUCCAACACCCCGGCCCAUUCUCUCGCUUUCCAUCACCCCGCCCCCUUCUUCCUCUUUCCAUCACCCCGCCCCAUUCUCCCUCCUUCCUUCACCCCGCCCCAUUCUCCCGCUCUCCAUCACCCUGCCCCAUUCCUCCGCUUUCCAUCACCCCGCACCAUUCUCCCACUUUCCAUCACCCCGCCCCAUUCUCCCGCUUUCCAUCACCCUGCCCCAUUCUCCCGCUUUCCAUCACCCCGCGCCAUUCUUCCGCUUUCCAUCACCCCGCCCCCUUCUCCCUCCUUCCAUCACCCCGCCCCAUUCUCCCUCCUUCCAUCACCCCGCCCCAUUCUCCCGCUUUCCAUCAGCCCGCCCCAUUCUCCCGCUUUCCAUCACCCCGCCCCUUUCUCCCGCUUUCCAUCUCCCUGCCCCAUUCUCCCGCUUUCCAUCACCCCGCCCCAUUCUCCCGCUUUCCAUCACCCCGCCCCAUUCUCCCGCUUCCCAUCAUCCCGCCCCAUUUCCCCGCUUUCCAUCACCCCUCCCCAUUCUCCCUCCUUCCAUCACCCCGCCCCAUUCUCCCGCUUUCCAUUACACGCCCCAUUCUCCCGCUUUCCAUCACCCCGCCCCAUUCUCCUGCUUUCCAUAACCCAGCCCCAUUCACCUGCUUUCCAUCACCCGCCCCAUUCUCCCGCUUUCCAUCACCCCGCCCCAUUCUCCCACUUUCCAUCACCCCGCCCCAUUCUCCCGCUUUUCAUCACCCCGCCCCAUUCUCCCGCUUUCCAACACCCCGCCCCAUUCUCCCGCUUUCCAUCACCCCGCCGCAUUCUCCCGCUUUCCAUCACCCCGCCCAAUUCUCCCUCAUUCCAUCACCCCGCCUCAUUCUCCCUGCUUCCAUCACCCCGCCCCAUUCUCCCGCUUUCCAUCACCCCGCCCCAUUCUCCCGCUUUCCAUCUCCAGGACCACGCAAGCUCUAAGACCAGGUAA
Molecule: messenger RNA, 4813 nt
Organism: Closterium sp. NIES-65
Lineage: Eukaryota; Viridiplantae; Streptophyta; Zygnematophyceae; Desmidiales; Closteriaceae
Source: the annotation of a GenBank genome assembly